Molecule: messenger RNA, 552 nt
Organism: Pelobates cultripes (western spadefoot toad)
Lineage: Eukaryota; Metazoa; Chordata; Amphibia; Anura; Pelobatidae
Source: the annotation of a GenBank genome assembly
AUGUACACUAAAAGAUCCGACACAUUCUGCGACUCCCGGGUUAGAACACAAACGAUGUACACUGAAAGAUCCGACACGUUCUGCGACUCCCGGGUUAGAACACAAAAAAUGUACACUGAAAGAUCCGACACGUUCUGCGACUCCCGGGUUAGAACACAAACGAUGUACACUGAAAGAUCCGACACGUCCUGCGACUCCCGGGUUAGAACACAAACGAUGUACACUGAAAGAUCCGACACGUCCUGCGACUCCCGGGUUAGAACAGAAAAGAUGUACACUGAAAGAUCCGACACGUCCUGCGACUCCCGGGUUAGAACACAAAAGAUGUACACUGAAAGAUCCGACACGUCCUGCGACUCCCGGGUUAGAACACAAACGAUGUACACUGAAAGAUCCGACACGUCCUGCGACUCCCGGGUUAGAACACAAAAGAUGUACACUGAAAGAUCCGACCGCGUCCUCGCGACUCGGGUUAGAACACAAGCGAUGUACACUGAAGAUCCGACUACGUCCUGCGACUCCGGGUUGAACACCACAAGCGAUGUACACUAG